Molecule: messenger RNA, 1227 nt
Organism: Symbiodinium sp. CCMP2592
Lineage: Eukaryota; Dinophyceae; Suessiales; Symbiodiniaceae
Source: the annotation of a GenBank genome assembly
AUGCUGUGCAAUGUGCCAUUGCCAAGCUGCGAGGCUCUGAGUCUUCGGGAGCCGGGUCUUUUUCUCGCGCGCUGCCUGCUGGAGGCCUCCGCCGCACUCGCCACUGCUUUGAAGCAAGGAGCCGCUUCGGAAGUUGCUGGGGCGUGUGAGGGGCCUCUCCUGCCUGAGGAUGCGGUGUGGCUUAGGUGGUUUAGGAGCACUUUUGAUGCCUCCCGGUCGGGUGACACGGCUGUUGACAUUCAGUGCCAGAGGUUUUCGCCUCACCAUCCUGCCACGAGCCCGCCCGGAUCCGACAUUCGCUCCUUCUUCGCACGAGCAUCUGCGGCGACAUCUGCGCCUGACAUCGCCAAUGACAUUGACGGUGAGGUUGACAUACCGCCCCCGCCAGCCCCGGUGGCGGGCCACAAACGCCGCAGGCUUCGCCCGGUUCACUCCAAGUGGAGGUGCGAUGAGUGCGGAUUCGUUGCGGUUGGUAAGUAUUGGAGCAUCAACAAACGCCUGCACAUCAUGCGAUGGCACCCUGACCUGCGUGCGAUGCUUUCCCUUUGCAGGCCCGUUGGGCUCUUGCCGUGGACGCCAGCCUGCAUCUGGACAUGCCGGUACUGUGAUAAAGGCCAGGGGACCGAAGGAUCGGCGGACAGCCGCCUCCAUGCUCGCCUGCACCAUCGCGAACAGUAUCAUCCGGAUAAGCCCAGGGCUCACUUUCUGCUCGUUCGGGCAAACAAUGCUCCGGUCGCCACCAAGGCGGUUCGCAACAAGGGUGCGGCAAGCCACCUCAUGCGGUUGAAGAAGGGUGAGGCUGGCGUGCAUGAUCCUAUCCGAGUUGCCACGCCACCGACAGGAAAGGCCAAGAAGAAUCGGGUUUUGUACAGGGUGUUGUGUCGUAAGUGUGGGGCUUAUGCAGCGCGGCUGAAGGACAUCGCCAAUGCUCCUUGCCGCUUGUUUGCGAGCAAGGGCCCCAAGCGCAAGCAGCUUGUGGAGAGGCUCACUGCGGCCCUCGAGCGCACCGAUCUCUCCGAGGAGGUGCGCGACAACACGAUGCGGGCCGUUGAAAUCAUCAAGCAGCUCAACCAGCAAGCCGUCGUUGCCGAGCCGCGUGAGCAUCGGCUCGAGGCCAUCGCAUGGCCUAUCGGAGAGUUCUCUGUGCGCUUCCUGUGCUCUCUGUGCCGGCGCAUCCAUGUCACCGCUGGGGCCUUCCGCAACAAGCCAUGUGUGGGCGAGGCGUAG